Messenger RNA from Linum tenue, 528 nucleotides. Lineage: Eukaryota; Viridiplantae; Streptophyta; Magnoliopsida; Malpighiales; Linaceae. The record is from the annotation of a GenBank genome assembly.
AUGUUGCUCAGUUGUUCGUCUCCUCGAUUGCUCCACACUCAUCUGGCUUAUAGCUGCUUGCCGGAGGCGGUGAGGGAGCCUGGGUGCAAGUUCGUGGACCUGGCUCGGAACCCAAAGGACACGGUGGUGUCGAUGUGGCAUUUCUACAACAAGCUGCUCACACGUGGCGGUCCUGGGCCGUUUCCACUGGAGGGAGCGGUGGAGAGCUUCUGCAGCGGGGUCCUACCUUUCGGGCCUUUCUACGAGCACGUGGUGAGAUAUUGGAAAGAGAGCCAUAGGAGGCCUGGGGAGGUGUUGUUUCUCAAAUACGAGGAUCUAUGGAGAGAGCCUAAAGAGCAGGUAAGAAAGCUGGCUUUGUUUCUUGGGAAGCCCCUUUCUCAGCUGAAUAGGGACGAUGAGGUGGAGAAGGUGUUGUGGAGGAGCAGUUUGGCUAGGCUCAAGGAGUUGGAGGUUAACAAGAGCGGCGUUGGAGAGCUGAACCAUGUGCCUAAUGCCACCUACUUCAGGAGAGGAACCGUGGGGGAUUAG